AGUACACAUAGACACAGACGUGACAAUAAUGGACUGUGAAGGCCCUUUGCCAGUCGGCCAAGAAGUGAGUGCGAAGUUUCGCGGCGCUUUCUGUGAAGCCGUGGUGCGCUCAUCGAGCAAUGAAGUGCAAGUGCACGUGAACUUUACCGACAAGUCGGUGUCAUCGCGGGUGGUUCCAUUGAAAGAACUCAGAGGCAAUGUAGUGUUGGGCGGACUGGUACAAGGCCCUACUGGUUCAGCCAGAGGACAGUUCGAUGACUGUGUGAUCACGCGCAUUGUAGAUAAAAGCGUGUAUGAGGUUGAGUUUGACGACGGCGAUUUGAAGAACUUGAAACGAAAUAAUAUCAGGCCUAAAGGACGUGCCUAUUUCACGAACGACACAACUAUAGAAAGUUUGCCUCUGAUGGAUCCGGAGAAGUUCGCUGCACUGCCCACGCGUGCAUCAAGAGCAAGUGAGCGCAGCGCCAGUACCGUUUCCUCGUCGACAAGACAACGCUCGCGCACUGUCAGUGCGAGUGGGGUCUCAUCCGAUACGAAGUCAAAGGGGCGACCACGCAUCAGUAUGACCGCGCCUAACUCGCUGAGUAAUCUGAGAGCCAAUGGCCUCAAGGAUGGUGAGGGCUUGGCUGUGUCACGUACAGUCUCCAUCGCUAAUGUCGUAAGUGAUGCGUUCAAGUUACGUACCACACGGCUGGCGGGUAUGGCAGUGUUUGUGGAGCCGUUGAGCAACCACUCGGCACCGUACUGGUACACCGCUUUGGUUGUACCGUUUGCCUGCGUAGACCCGGUGUCGAUGGGUGUGGAAAGUUUAAGUAGCGGCAAUUGUGUGGUCCGAUACUUCAGAGAUGGAGUGUACGGUGCGGUACCUGAGGCGUGUUUGCGGAGGUUCAGCACAGAGAUACCCCUCUUUCGCCUCUUCUGCAAGCAGUCACGUGGCUUUCAGAAUGAGCCCGAGAUUGUUGCGGCCAUCGACUUCCUGGAAACAAAUAAAUUGGAUGUCUCUCUGCGCUGGCCCAAUUUUGUGCCGCUGAAGAAACGACAGGCCGACUACCACUCGGAUUCAGAAGAGAGUGAGGGCAGGCACUCCCACGAGGAUGAGAGCGAAGCCGUCGACAGCGAUGGUGAUCAUCUGCAGGCCAAGCGCGGGCGCAAGGCGAAGGGCAGGAAGCGGCGCACAGAGUCUACGAGUGGUACAUGGUCGAAGAAACAGUGCUUGGACACCCGCGACACGCUCGUGGAAGGAGCAGACACAGAGAAUAUGGAUGGAGAAGAUGAGGAUGAGUACACCGUGAAUAGGGAGAAGACUAAGCCGCGCGUACGUCGACGGAAAGUGCCCAGGCGCGUGAGUGUGAGUGCAAGUGCGGUGGAUGUGGAUGGUCGAGACGGGGAGAAGCGUGCGAAGAAGGGCUGCAAAUACCGCGGGGCAUCGGAACGGCCCGUUACGCCUACGCCGUUGGAGAUGGAGGCCUUGUACACGAACCAAUGGAAGUUUAAGAAGAAUGCGCACGUGUGGGCGAUGUCUUAUGUGGAUGGACGGGUAUAUGAGGCUAAGGUUACGGAUAGAAAGCUGAUGUCCAAUGCCAGAGAUAGGAGGAGGCAACAGAGAGCUCAGGCAAGCAACAGCUACAGGAAUCAACCCACUCCCCACUACAAAAUCCACUACAUCAUGUGGUCAACUGACAGAUAUGACGAAUGGAUCCAGGAAGAACAUGUAUUUGACACCAAUCCCGAUGCAAGACCCGCGGUGCGAGCCCGUAAGCAAGAUAGCCAGGUGCGUGCGGCUUCUGUGAGCAGUGCCACGAGUGAAGAGUCUGCAAAAGACACGAGUACAGUAGACAACCCCCCAGCACUGUCAAAGAGCGUCAGCAGUGACAGUGUUGAUCAUGAUGUGGAUCGCAAAAGUGAGUCAGGGGAUUCAGAGAAUGUGAUUUCGGGGGCUAAGGAGGAGAAGAGCGUGGGUGUGCGUGUGUGUCUGGAGGAUGUUACCAGCGAUGCAGAGAGUACUAUUCACGAGGAGGAUACAAUCAGGCGUCCUGGACAGGAUGCAGGCAUGGGAACGGGCGAGAAGGGAGCCAGCGUUGCGGGUAGCAAAUUUGACCGGAAUAGUAGCGAGAAGCGGGCUAGUACCGAGGGAGUCAGAAAGGCUAAAAAUACAGAGCGGGAUCCGAAUACUAGUCAAAAGGUCUCUGCGAAUGUGAAGGUGGAAGGGACCCAGGGACAGUUAGAUGUUCCAAGCGAAGCUUGUGAAAGUCUUAGCGAUAAGGAGCAGAUGGGACACAUUGCCACUGAAAAUAAUAUCGGAGACACACAAGAUGCUGCAAGUAAAGGGCUAGGCGAGGUAUCAAUGGAUGAGGACACACUCCCUGUCAGGACGCCGUCAAAGCGUAGGAAACGGAAAUACGCGGAAGGAACGCCGAAAGCUCAGGGUAAGGAAUCAUCUGCUCAAGAAGUAAUCCCGAAAGGUAGCAACGGUGUCGAACUCGCUAUCAACACUGACACUGAGACAGCAGGCGCGCAAACCUCCGCUUCUAGCUAUACCACUAAUCCAUUAGUACAUGAAGACACGAAUGAUAAAUAUAUAUCUCCAGAAAUGGAUGACAUGACUCGCUCGGUGAUUCGGCGACCUCGUGGCCGGAAAGGCCGUAAAAGAGGUCCCCGCAAGACUUAUGUUGCUGUGGAGCUGACCAGCCCGGAUUCUGCACGUCUGUUGGGCGAGCUAGUGUCAACCAUCGAUACGCAAAAUUCUGAGGCGGACGAUGUCCAAGAUAUAGUACUCGGUGAAACGCGCAAGCGUGCACGUUUUUCUCCUGUAGGAGAUGAUACUGCUGCGAAUGCAAGCGAAAAGGAGCUCUCCGAGGGCGUUUGCUUGAGCGAGGUGCGGGGGGCUGAUGACUAUUCCGACAUCCCUGUCUGCGGAAAUAGCGAUCCUGAGGUGAUAAGAGAGGAUGCGGUUAGGAAUCCAGACGCGAACAAUCUUAGUGCUGUUGAGAAUGCUCUUGAAUCCCCAUUUGAGGCGGAAUCGUUGGAUUCGAAAAAUAGUGCUGUUGAGAAUGCUCUUGAAUCCCCAUUUGAGGCGGAAUCGUUGAAUUCGAAAAAUAGUGCUGAGCUGGAUAUGGCUAAGAGCCCCUCUAGAGAUGUUCCACUUGAGUUGGACAUUGGUCAAAGAAUUGGGAAGUCCAAGAGUAUCACUUCCCCAGUUACAUCCAAAGUCGAGCCAGUAGAUGCGCAACUAGGUGUGGCAGACAACUCGAGCACUCAUUCAGAAGGUGAUGCCGAGGGGAUGAUUGAUGUGAAAGCAGGCGCAAAUUCCACGCUUGCGAAAGUUGUGAGGACCGAUUCGAAUGUGCCAGCGCUUGGGACAAAGUCGAAAACAGACUGGAAUUUCUCGCUACAAAUUGGUUCGAAACAAGACACGGAUGAUGUAGCUGCAACUGCGAAUGAUGUAGCUGCAGCUACGGAUGAUGUAAAUGCAGCUGUGGAUGAUGUAACUGCAGCUACUGACGAUGUAAUUGCAGCUACGGAUGAUGUAACUGCACCUACGGAUGAUGUAGCUGCACCUACGGAUGAUGUAACUACACCUACGGAUGAUGUAACUGCAGCUGCGGAUGAUGUAAAUGCAGCUGUGGAUGAUGUAACUGCACCUACGGACGAUGUAAUUGCAGCUACGGAUGAUGCAACUGCACCUACGGAUGAUGCAACUGCAGCUACGGAUGAUGUAACUGCACCUACGGAUGAUGUAGCUGCAGCUACGGAUGAUGUAACUACACCUACGGAUGAUGUAACUGCAGCUGCGGAUGAUGUAACUGCACCUACGGAUAAUUUAGCUGCAACUACGGAUGGUAUAGCUGCAGCUGCGGAUGAUGUAUCUAGAGCUACGGAUGAUGUAUCUAUAGCUACGGAGGAUGUAUCUACAGCUACGGAUGAUGUAUCUACAGCUACGGAUGAUGUAACUUCAACUACAGAUGAUGUAGCUGAAGCUACGGCUGAUGUAACUACAACGACAGAUGAUGUAGCUGAAGCUACGGUUGAUGUAACUACAACUACAGAUGAUGUAGCUGAAGUUACGGUUGAUGUACCUGCAGCUACAGAUGAUCUAUCUGCAGCUACGGUUGAUCUACCUGCAGCUACCGAUGAUGUAGCUGCAGCUACGGUUGAUGGCCAACAGUACACUAAUGACGAUGCGACGCAGGAAUCGGUGGGCUUGGUUAGUGACGACCAACGGGACAAUCCGACUGCGCGUGAGGCCGAUGUAGCUGUCGGAGUUAGUGUGCAGAAGAGCAAGGCCACCGCCUCAAAUCAAGCUCGUGCCGAGGACUCUGAAAGCGAGCACGGGAGCGAUACAAAGAAUAACAUUGGAAGGCAGGGUGAGACUUGCGAUGGAAAUGUAAGGAGAUCGCGCAAAACUGAGAGUGCGCCAGAUGGUGAACAGUGUGCAGAUGGUGGCGAAGGGAGGGGGGAAGGCAGGGAGGCUGACGAACAGAAGGGAGCCUCGGGCUCAUCCUAUACAGUAUAUACUUCCACAACAACACACAAGCAGGAAAUGGGCGACGGCAUGACGCUUACAAAGGAGGAGUUCAAGGUCCGUCAUACGUUGGAUACUGGCGGCAUCACAAUUUCGAACCAGCAGAUACAUGAGGUCAAGCAUACCGUAGAGAAAAGCACCAUCCAUCCAAACCUCCAAUGGACAGCUGAUGGUGGACUGGAGAUGUCGACUUUAGAAGAGCGAAUGAGGCAGUUGAAACAGCAGUACCUGGCUCACAAGGCUGAACUUGCUAGAAGAGAGCGUAUGAGGCGUAUGAAGAAAGAAAACACAUUGAAUGCUAACGGGCAGGGGACCCCAACCGAGGCUUCCAAUGGACUCCCGGAUAGUAAUAGCGAGGAACAAAACGACAAUGUCAGUGGACCCGCGCAUCCCAAAGUGGAGAACAUCUCGUCCGACAAAGCGCACAGCAUAGGUACAAGGUGA
Messenger RNA from Sphaeroforma arctica JP610, 4966 nucleotides. RefSeq lists its product as hypothetical. The record is from RefSeq and is a predicted model, not a curated record. The transcript is spliced from 8 exons. Lineage: Eukaryota; Ichthyosporea; Ichthyophonida. Gene Ontology annotation, molecular function: transcription cis-regulatory region binding. Bases 29 to 4966 code for a protein of 1645 amino acids. Gene Ontology annotation, cellular component: membrane; nucleus. Gene Ontology annotation, biological process: signal transduction; regulation of transcription by RNA polymerase II.